This is a messenger RNA of Homo sapiens (human), 1821 nucleotides long. RefSeq names its product defensin beta 112 (gene DEFB112). The transcript has 2 exons. Gene Ontology annotation, biological process: innate immune response. Gene Ontology annotation, cellular component: extracellular region. Lineage: Eukaryota; Metazoa; Chordata; Mammalia; Primates; Hominidae. The coding region runs from base 61 to 345 and encodes 94 amino acids. The record is from RefSeq and is marked reviewed.
AACAACAGCUGAGUCAGACAGAUGAUCUGUACACUGUUUUAUACCAAGAAAUCAUUUACAAUGAAGAUCCUUCUCUUUUUCUGUAUUUUGCUUUUCUUUGGAGUCCUUAUUCCACCAGCCAGAAGUGAAGGGCACCAUAUCACCUUUAGUAGGUGGAAGUCAUGUACAGCGAUUGGAGGUCGAUGUAAAAAUCAAUGUGAUGAUAGUGAAUUUAGGAUUUCAUACUGUGCAAGACCUACAACUCAUUGCUGCGUGACAGAAUGUGACCCUACGGACCCAAAUAAUUGGAUCCCAAAGGACUCAGUAGGGACUCAAGAAUGGUACCCUAAAGACUCACGUCAUUGAAGAAAUCCAUGCACAAGAAGAUGAUACAUCUGAAUGAAGUCCUCUCAUUAUUUCAUCACUUCAUUAAUGACCUAUAAUUUCCAUGCAUGCAUACCUAUAAUGAAUAAAUAAUUAAAUAAAAUAUAUUUCAGCUGGACAUUUUUAUAAACAUUGUGCUUGCUUAGAAGAAAGAAUCAGAAUACAAAGCAGGGAUUUGAACUCUGGAAUAGAAGCAGCGUGGAGAAGAAAAUCCAUGAUGGGACCGCUAAGUUUAGUGAGAUUCUGGGGCCAAUUCCUUAUUUAGUGUGAAAAGCAUAUUAUGAGUCAUUAGUGAGGUAUUAUCAAGAAUUCUUUGAGGAGACUCAGGAGUGGGGACAGAGUUGAUAAGAGAUGUGACCCCUGAACUAGUAAAAAUCGUUGCAAGAAAUUUGAAGGAUUAUGAAAUCCUCAUAACUUUCUCAUAUUGCUUAUACUUCCUGGUUAUACUUUUUCUCUCUUUUUUGAAAGAAUUAUGAAAAUAAAAAUAACUGAUUUUUUUUCCAAGAAUAAUCUCAAAAGGUAGAAUAGAGGGAGACUAGGUUGAGGAAGGAAAAGAAGAAUGGUAAAUCCCUGUAGCUUGUGGCAAUAACGAUAAUGUGAAAUUAUGAUUAACUUUUUUGUUUUGUUUUGCUUUGUUUCAUGUUUUUAAUGUUUCCACAUAUUAUCAGAUGAUUCUUAUCAUGCUACUUAUUGGUGUCUUAGUAAAUUUUAAGUUUUUAAAAAAUAAUGUAACAGAAUUAUAUAUGUGUGUAUGCAUGCUCACACAUAUAAUUUCUAUUAUAGAAAUUUUUGUCAUACCCAGGAUUUAUGUGGCAAGGAUGUGUUAACAAAGGCUAAAUUGUGGCCUUGAGGGAAAGGGUCAGCAGUUGGUCUUAAUACCUCACCUAGAUUAAAGAUUUUCCCCUUAUUCAAACAUUUUGAAAUAUCAACUCUAAAAAUAGGUGAUGGUUUUGCAGGGCUUGGUAUGUGCUAAGUAUUACUUAAAGAAUGUCCUCUAGGCUUUGUCCUUGGCUGGCAGCCUUGGUUAUUAUGUGACUUACAACCUGUGGACUAAGGCCACAUGAAGAAAAGGGAGCUAGUCACUUAAAAUUAUGUGGUAACAAGGUAUUUAAGUUGAGGCUACUUGUACCUGGUAGGUUUCUUAUGCUGCUGUGACAUAUACACAUUUCAGCUUUGGGUUAAUCUUAUAACCAAAACAUAUCCUGUACACAGUACCUGGGCACAUAGGGAAAAGCAUCUGGGUGUCCAAAUUAUAUAUGAUAUUCCUGAUAUGUAUAAUACUAUGCUCUCUGACCAGUGUCAAUUUGGAGCUAAAUAACCCUAUUUGCAUCUUGUGAUUUUGGUUUAUGAUCCAAACUCUGAACCCCACUUCAGGGGUCUCACAGUAUACCUAUACUAUAAUUUAAUGUAUCUGUGGUAGGAUAGAUGAAAAUUAUGAAUAAAGCUGCUAUAAUUGUA